Molecule: messenger RNA, 504 nt
Organism: Danaus plexippus (monarch butterfly)
Lineage: Eukaryota; Metazoa; Arthropoda; Insecta; Lepidoptera; Nymphalidae
Gene: RpL32
Product: large ribosomal subunit protein eL32
Exons: 3
Coding region: 76-480 (134 amino acids)
Biological process (GO): translation
Cellular component (GO): cytosolic large ribosomal subunit; ribosome
Molecular function (GO): structural constituent of ribosome
Source: RefSeq, a predicted model, not a curated record
AUUCCUUCUUCCUUUUCGUGCGACCGUGUCACCGCGUGGUUCGCAGCGGCGUUUCGUGUUAGAAACAAAAUCAAAAUGGCUAUCAGACCUGUUUAUAGACCCACAAUCGUCAAAAAGAGGACGAAAAGAUUCAUCAGACAUCAAUCUGAUCGCUAUGACAAACUUAAGCGUAACUGGCGUAAACCCAGAGGUAUUGACAACAGAGUGCGCAGGCGUUUUAAGGGCCAGUACUUGAUGCCCAGCAUUGGUUACGGAUCAAACAAGAAGACCCGUCACAUGCUACCUAAUGGAUUCCGUAAGGUGUUAGUCCACAAUGUCCGUGAGCUGGAAAUCCUCAUGAUGCAGAAUAGGAAGUACUGCGCCGAGAUCGCCCACGCCGUCUCCUCCAAGAAGCGGAAGGCUAUAGUGGAACGAGCCCAGCAGCUCAGCAUCAGGGUGACAAACGCUGCAGCGCGCCUCCGCAGCCAGGAGAACGAAUAACUUUAAUUAUAUGUUACAUAUAAA